UCCCUUUUUCUGAAAAUGGGUUGAUGUUUACUUUAAUGGGUUUCUUUAUAAUUGGGUUUAAUGGGUGUUUGGAGAUUCUCCAUUGUUGUAGGACUGUUCAUUUUGUUGUAGCUUUUGAUGGGAAGUGGAGAACAUUAGGGUUGGUGAAUUGACUUAGUUUAUGCCUUUUUCUUGUAGUUCAGAGGAUUUGUUUGACAAGUUUUGUUUGAAGAAGAAGAAGAAGAAGAAGCUUUUUGGAUGGAGAAAUCUUCUAUGGUGGUUUUUUCUGAGAUGGGAAUGGAGGAUAAUGGCUUUGUCAAUCAGUGGCACAAGAGCUCAAUGGAUGAUCUUGGUUUGCACCCAUUAGCAGCUGCUUUUGGGGAGAAUUUGCAGCAUUCUUAUGCUCAAACAAAUAUUGAUCAGAAGGCUUCUUUAAACCAUUCUCACAAUGCCAUACUUGGGUAUGUGAAACAGCUCAAGAGUGAUGGGUGGAGUUCAUACCAAACAACUAAUCAUUUACCGAACUCACAAGUUGUUGCUUAUCCGACUGUAUCUGUUUCGGCUUCUAACUACACGAACCAAAUGGACUUCACUAGGCCAAAAGAGGAGGUUGUGUGUCCUCAGAGUAUUAGCAACCUCCCUUCUGACAUGUUGAUUUCUCAGGGCUCAUUAGCCCAUCAAAGCCACACAACCAAGUCGAAUCGUGGAACAAGAAGUCCCUCUACAAACAGUAGAAUCCCCCAGGCUCAAGAUCAUAUUCUUGCAGAGCGGAGACGACGAGAGAAGCUCAGCCAGCGGUUCAUUGCUUUGUCUGCUAUAAUUCCUGGCCUAAAGAAGAUGGACAAGGCUUCAGUUCUUGGAGAUGCCAUUAAGUACCUGAAACAACUUCAGGAGAAAGUGAAGAUACUAGAGGAACAAACCCGCAGGAAAGACAUCGAAUCCGUGGUAUUUGUCAAGAAAUCCCAUGUUUUCGCUGAUGGAAAUGACACAUCAAAAGAAGAGGAUGAGCCACUUCCCGAAAUUGAAGCGAGAUUUUGCGACAAAAAUGUCCUUAUAAGAAUACACUGUGAAAAAAAGAAAGAUGUCAUAGAGAGAACAGUAGCUGAAAUUGAAAAAUUGCACCUUAUAAUAGUCAACAGCAGCGUUAUGUCAUUUGGGAGUCUCGCUUUCGACAUAACUAUUAUCGCACAGAUGGAUAAUGAAUUCUGUUUAACAUUAAAGGACCUAGUGAAGAAUUUGCAGUCAACUUUGCGCUUGUUUUAACGAGAAGAUAGAAGAAUGUAUUAAAUAAGAUCAGGAGCAGGAGCAGGAGCAGAGCAGGAGCAGCCCUUGUGCUACAACAAAAUAAAAACAACCAUGGACAAACCUUAUCCCUUUUUAAAGCCAUUAUGUUUACAGGUCUGUGAUGUUUCAACAAAUUAGGACCAACAACCCUUCGAGCAAACCAGUUGUGAGAUUCACAUUUCAGGGUGGGUUUUCUUUUAUCAUUUUUGCAUGUGAAAUCAUGUUCUGUUUGUCACCUACCUGUUUUUCAUAGCUUGUUUGGAGGGUUUUUUUUUUCUUUUUUCCUUUUUUUCCAUUGAAGAUGUUGCUCUUGAAGCAGCAAAAUCUGUGGUUUCUUCUUCUUGGAUGUAGAUGAAGAAGAGGGGAGGUUGGUUUUUUUUAGUUUGUUGGUCAGAACAGGUCUUUGUUGUUCAUCUUUUCUUUUCUUUUUUGUAUUUUUGUAUUUUUUUGACAGUUGAUUUCUUCUGUUUGGUGUUUUAGAGGGCAUUCAUGGAAAUGUAUGAGCCUCUUUUUUCAGUGAACUUUGGUUUGUAAUGCCUCUUGUUUGGAAGUGAUGAAAUAGUUCUAUAAACUUUGCUUCUUUCA
Molecule: messenger RNA, 1848 nt
Organism: Cucumis melo (muskmelon)
Lineage: Eukaryota; Viridiplantae; Streptophyta; Magnoliopsida; Cucurbitales; Cucurbitaceae
Product: transcription factor bHLH18-like
Exons: 4
Coding region: 238-1242 (334 amino acids)
Molecular function (GO): protein dimerization activity
Source: RefSeq, a predicted model, not a curated record